Messenger RNA from Staurois parvus, 363 nucleotides. NCBI's taxonomy places the organism in Eukaryota, Metazoa, Chordata, Amphibia, Anura, Ranidae. The record is from the annotation of a GenBank genome assembly.
AUGACUACACCCACAUCUCAUGAAGCCCAUGUGCUUGUGGGAGUGACAGGUAGUGUGGCAGCGCUAAAGCUUCCACUUCUCAUAUCUGGUCUUCUGCAGAUACCCGGAGUUCAAGUGCAGAUUGUGACUACGGAAAAAGCAAAACACUUUUAUAAUGUAAAGGAAAUAAGUGUACCCAUUUACAGUGACGAUGAUGAGUGGAAGAUGUGGAAGCAGCGCUCUGACCCUGUUCUUCACAUUGAGUUGCGUCGAUGGGCAGAUGUCUUCCUCCUUGCUCCCCUUGAUGCCAAUACUUUGGGGAAGAUUUACAGUGGGAUCUGUGACAACCUAUUGGUAGGACAUCUGUUUCUUAAAUUAGAAUAG